AUGGUUCAUCGCAUCCUGGUGGAUGGCGGCAGCUCCGCCAACAUCCUGUUCAUGGACACAUUUGAGAAAAUGGGUCUUGGGGUGUCGUGUCUAAAACCGAUCUCGUGUCAUGGGAUCGGGUUAACCAGGGCGUCUGUUGUCCCCGAGGGCACCAUCAAGCUGCCGGUCAAGAUCAGAGAAGGGUUCCAAUCCAGGGACUUGAUGGUAGAGUUUCUGGUGGUCGACGUCCCGGCCGCAUAUAACGCCAUCAUUGGACGACCGUUAAUCCACGAUGUACAGGCGGUGGUAUCCACCUACCAUUUGACGAUGAUUUAUGCGUCAAACACAGGAAGGCCGAAAAAAGUAAAAGAGAAUCAAGAGUCAUCUAGGGCAUGUUACCUAACGGCUCUACAGAAUUCUAAUCACAAGCGACCGGCAGAAAAGCUACCAUCAGAGAGAAAGAGGCGCAGGGCGGAAAAUAAGGCCAAAAGGGACUUAUCAAUGGAAGACUUCGAGGGAAGGCUGAAAGACUUGCCGAGACUUAGCCCAAAAGGCGAGACGGAAGAAAUCAGCCUUGAGCUGCAAAGGCCAGAGAGAACGGUCAAGAUUGGGGCCGAUUUGGCGGACUAUGUCAAGGUCAACUUGAUAAGUCUUCUGCGCAACCACACAGAAGUCUUUGCGUUCUUGGCAGAUGAAAUGCCCGGGGAUUGA
This is a messenger RNA of Beta vulgaris subsp. vulgaris (sugar beet), 690 nucleotides long. RefSeq lists its product as uncharacterized. The transcript has a single exon. NCBI's taxonomy places the organism in Eukaryota, Viridiplantae, Streptophyta, Magnoliopsida, Caryophyllales, Amaranthaceae. The record is from RefSeq and is a predicted model, not a curated record. Bases 1 to 690 code for a protein of 229 amino acids.